This is a messenger RNA of Pomacea canaliculata, 5165 nucleotides long. RefSeq names its product protein CREBRF homolog. Gene Ontology annotation, cellular component: nucleus. Gene Ontology annotation, molecular function: RNA polymerase II transcription regulatory region sequence-specific DNA binding; DNA-binding transcription factor activity, RNA polymerase II-specific. Gene Ontology annotation, biological process: response to unfolded protein; regulation of transcription by RNA polymerase II. The transcript is spliced from 6 exons. The record is from RefSeq and is a predicted model, not a curated record. NCBI's taxonomy places the organism in Eukaryota, Metazoa, Mollusca, Gastropoda, Architaenioglossa, Ampullariidae. Bases 339 to 2414 code for a protein of 691 amino acids.
AAGGUCGACUCAUCUGACAACACACCAUAAACCUGUCGAACAGACCGCUCGGGCAGUCACAUUCUUCUGCUCGUGCAUCGGGCAGCACGGAAUCGACUCCCGAUAGGAACCCGAGAGCGAGAGUAACCGAGAGAGGUGGAAAGAGUGAGAGAGAGAAAUAGAGGGCUGAGAGUGUUUGUUGCUGUUUUAGCUCAGCGGCAGCAGCAGUAGUUCUCCACUUCCACCCUGAGCUUUUUACCCUACCCCUAGCUUCAUCACCCCCACUGCACGUCUACCACCCGAGUUCCGGCGUACGACACGACACCAGGACACCUGACGUACAGACGUCACACACGCGAAUGUCGCGUGCCGGCGUAGCGUCGACAGGGGGAUCCCCUCACCACGGCUACUGGAGCAACGGGUACCACGGGUACCAGGCAGGUCUGUACGCUUGUGCCGUAGACCCGCCGUGGCCCAGCUUCAACAUGGGGUACAGGCCAAGGAGCUACUGCAAUACCAGAUUUGGUCCAAGUUUCACAGUCAAGGACACAGCAGCAGCCUUGGACAUCCCCAAUCAAUUUGCAAGAAGGGGUGGGCACUUUCACCAUCCAUUUUGUGUCCCUAUGACGCUGUCAUCAGACCAGACGAAGUCAAAAGGCACCAUGGAGUAUGUGCCAAGUCCCGAAAGCUUUUACUCUCCAGAAUCUGCACCAUGCAAUGACUUUGCUGCUUUUGCUGCCAGCCCAAAUUCCCUGUACAUGUAUGACCAAGAGCGGUGGGACAUGCAGAACACUUUAAAUGCCAACAUAUUUUGUGGACAGAGCUGUGGUAACAGUGAGGCAGUCAGCCUGCCAGAUGCAGAAUUUGAUCUGGAGCCUCAAUACGAGCAGUCAAACAAUCUUGAGACCUACUUCAUAAACAGUCCUGUGACUAAUGCUACUGUUGUUGGACCCUUGGGUCAGGCCACUGUCACACAUCCAGAAAAGCCACCAUCAGAAAGCUUGCUUAGCACAGAAAAGAGUGAGAUGAGGGGUGGUCCCACCCUGGCCCAGCUGAACAUGGAUCCCCUUUUGUUGGAAGAUAUUGUUAGUCUCAUCAGUAAUGACGAUGAUGAUUUAGACAACCAGUCUCCAGAGACACACCAGCAGCAACCACAGCAGCAACAGACUUUGAACGUCAAAACAGAGAACAGCACACAGUCGUUAAGAACUGAUCAUAGAGGCAACACCUUCAUGACCUUAACACCUGUGCCAAAAAGUCUGACAGCCACUUUCACCUCCCAGGUUCCUGCUGCCAGUGCCACUCAGAUGUAUCCCAGUCAGUCUUCCAUACGGCAAAACAUAGCGGUCAUCACUCCUGUUAGUACAUCAGACAUCAAGUCCGAGCCUGUUGACCCUGAUGAUAAAUCCUGUCUCCACAAGCUUCUCACUCAAGGCCCCACAGGAAAACUGGCAGGGGCACUGUCAGCUCAAGCAAGUGCUAGCCCUGCUUCUAAUCGGCAAGUGAUGCCAGUUGUGGGACAUAAGAGGGCCCCGCCUCUUAAAGUCAAAUCAGAGUCAGUUGAGGAGAAGUGGAAGGAAAUCGAGAAAUUCAUUCACAAUCCAGAAACUUCCAAAAAAAGACGUCGCACAGUUUCUGGGUCUUCUGAAAGUUCUAUGGACGAGGACUUGGCAUCCAGUGGGUAUGCAGAUUACAUGGACGAUGAUUCGUCAGAUGCUGAAUCCGACAUCAGCGACACACCACUUCAGGAAUCCCUGACUGAGCUAGCCAAGAAAAGCAAGCAGUAUUUCUGGCAGUAUAAUGUGCAGUCCAAAGGACCAAAAGGGACAAGGCUUAAACUGUCUAUGACAGAUGAAGAUCCACACAAGCCUGCAAAAUUCGAAGACCCGGUCUUUGAUGCUACCAACACAACGCUUGUUGGUAUUCGUCAUGGUGGGAAGGCCAGAAAAGGGGAUGGAAAUGAAGUUACUCCAAACCCCAAAAAACUGUUCCACAUUGGGCAGCAACUUUAUAAACUUAAUCGGCAGAUAAACAGUUUUCAGUCCACGAGUGAUUUGCCAGCCAGUGUCCGGAACAAGUCACGGAAAGAGAAGAACAAGCUGGCAUCAAGGGCAUGCAGACUUAAAAAGAAGGCACAGCAUGAAGCGAACAAAGUGAAGCUGUUUGGAUUGAACUGUGAACAGAAUCAACUGUUGAAGAUAGGCAGCAUGAUAUGGCCAUCCCUAAAAGAACGGGCACAACUGUGCUUGCAGAACGGCAUUCAUCACAAAGAUAACCAUGAGUCUUUGACAGAAAAACUGAGGUCCCUGAUAGAGGCACAUCACAAAUUUGUGAUUGCUGGCAAUACAACAGACUUUGUCAAUGAAGUUAUUGAAAAAGUGGAAGAAGGUGACAUGACAGGUGGAUUGCCCAUUGCAGACCGGUCCAGAAAGUGAAGCACCAUUUCUUCUGACUGUUGAUCAAACCUGAAAGUUAACUGCAGUUUUUCCUCUGAAGCAAACAUUGAAUUUUUUCCAAUUUUGUCAGUGUUUGAACAGGAUUCUGACAGCUGGUAAGAGGAGUCAGCACGUCAGGUUGGAGGUCUGUGCAUUAACAAAAAGAGAUGUUAAAUUCCUUCUUUGCUGAUUUACUUAAUCCCAGCACAUGAUCUUUGGUCAUUCAGUGAAUCCUGAGAAGCAGGAGAAAGGACAAAGAUGGGAUGAAGACAUUGUACAUUAUGGCCAUGAGAGAUUUUCUACUUGCUGUCAUUACAACUGCAAAGUAGCCUGGAUUGUCAGCCUAUAGACUGAGAAACGUCUUAAAUCUUGCCAGUUUCUGCUAGUUGCUGUGUGUACAAAGAAGUCUCUGAUUUUCCUGUUAAAUUUUUGUACCAGUUUUAUGCAUGAUAACCUAACAGCUGGGUGCUGUGGUUUGGUCAUUGUUUAAAUUUAUGGCAAUGCCGUUUUUGCAAUAGGUCUGUCUUAAAAAUUUUAACAAAUUUUAUUUGGAAAAGAUGCUUGAUAGCUAUAAGUAAACAGUUAUUAAAAAAUGGUCAAAAUAUACCCAAAGUAUAUUUCCAGAACAUAGUAUAAUUACCUCAGAUUAUCGAAUUAAAAAGGUUUUUGAUUUGGAAUAGCAUAAAUUGUAAGGAAUUUAAAGUACUUUGACAAUAUAAUUUUAUGGACAGAUAAUCUUAGCUGUAGAAGAGUUGUUCAUCAGAAUGUUGAGAUGCGAGAGGUGCAAAUAUUUUAGCAUUAAUUGUGGAAAUUAUAACUAAUAUGAAAAUAUUACAUUUGCUUCUUGUUUUUAUGGUUUGAACUAUAUAGUUCAAGAGUGUUGUGUCUGUCUCCUUUCGUUAUAAUUAAGUAUACACCUAGUGUUUGCCCAGUGGGAUUGAAACCCCCAACUUAGCUUUAUUCCUUAUUAGUGAGGAUGAAAGAGUGUUUGGAGCUUUUAUUUUAGAGUCAUAAUCAUAAUGAUGCUUUAGGUUGAAUGAGGACAAAAAUUUAAUGCAAGACUGCAAGAUCAUGCUUUGCUUCUCUGCUUUUUGGUAGUUACAAUGCAUAGAUAAUUGUUUUUGUCGCUGCUCAGUGUUGCAGAUUUGUGAGUAGUGCAUGUUACAAUGGAAAAUAAAAUAAAGUGUGAUUUCUCAGCACAUGCCAUAAAAUCCCAAAAGGGCUGAAGAAUGUACAUUUCAGCUUCAAGGACUGUUAAUUAACAAGCUACUGAUAGCACUUAAAAGUUUUGUUGACAAUGUUAUUUACUUAAAUCUGAACUUGGUUAUGGUUCUUUUGUAAUAUUUUCAGAAAUGCAAAGACUAGCCCAGAGUCAAAAGCUACACGUUUGUAAAUAAGUGGAAUGGGAUUUACUGAAUGAUUGACAUCAUUUUCUUCCUAUUAAACUUAAAAACAUUACAAUACAUGUAUUAUCUAACUCGGUGUACCUUUGUAUAUGUUUGCAUCUGUACACUUGUAAGAGAAACAACAUUUUUUUUUAAUUACUUCAUGAACAGAAAGGGCAUUAUUAAGGGUCACAGCAUACAUUAUUUUGUAAAGCUCAAACAAUUGCAUUUUCUCUGAUGGAACCAACAUAUUUGGGCUUAACAGUUUGACAUAAAAUUCAAUUUUUGUUUCUUUUGUGGGAAGGGCAAAGAGAAGAUAAACACAUAUUUUAACAAAAUUUUGCACAUCUGGCUGUAUUAUAUCACCUAAAAUGAUUUAUUGUUAAAUUGCAUCUGCAAUGAUAACUAUGAGAAAAAUUGUGGUUUUUGCAUGCAGUGUAAGGAAUUAUCUUGAUGGAGAUAGGAUAUUCUUGCUCACUCAAAGCAGUACUAUACGUUUGUUGCUCGUUGCUGUGUUGCAAGCUGGUGCAUUCUUGCAGCCUAGGUCACAAAAAGAUGGUAUGAGAAGAUUAAAAUGGUUUUUGUAAAGCAUAAUCCAUAUUUAUGUUUGUAUUGAUACACUUUGAGCAGACUUGUGAGAGGAAAGUGUUUUCUUCAUGGUCAGCGUAUUUUUGGAAAUAAGAGCAAGAGACGAAUUUUUAUUUUAAUUUGCAAGACAGAUGGUUGCUUGAAAUAUUGUAUGUGGGGAAACUGAGCUGUUAUGCCGGAAUCUACAAAACCCAUGACUGAAAGAGAUUUCGUAAUGAAUGAGACAGAUUUGUGGGACAAAUGUUCUAGUAUUAUAAAGUUGAAUGCUCAGAUGGUGCUACAUUUUUGAAUGAGAUCUGAAAAUGCAUUUAGAUCGGCAUGUGCCUAGGUGUGAAAGAAACAGCAUCAGCUUAUUAUGUUUCUUCUGCCUUGUUUACAGUUUGUUUUCCAAACAUAACUUCAGGCAGAGCAUUUUGGAGCUCUGUUCACAUGUUAAAUUAUAGUAUUGUAAGUUGCUUUCUUCUUCAGACAUUUUUUGUUUAUAUUAACAUAUGUUGACACAGUCUUCAAAUUGACACUGCCUGUUGUGAUAAUAUUAAUUUCUAAUUAUGAAACAAUAGGGCCCUUAUUGGUGAACAAUAAGUAAAAAAAAGAAAACUUCAAAAGUUUUCAUGCACUGUUCUUGGGCUGCCUUGCUUGUAUCAAGUUAAUAUUACAUAUUCCAAACAGUGUAAUGAUAAAUACAUAUUUUGCCAUGAGUCCUCAUUAUUGUUAAAAAUGUUUUGUUAAGAGUGUUGGAAUAUUGGAGGUGCUGAGAAAAUAAAGAGGGAAAAAAAAA